AUGAUCUCUGCACUUUCAGUCUUAUUGCUCGCUUCUACCGCUACGGGCCGGGACAUAACAUUCCCACCUGUAGCAGGAUAUCAAUCUCCUAUGAUGCACGUCUCAGGUCACGAAGAUAUCGAUAUUACUGGAGCCAAGUUUGCAGGAUUGACUACAUUCGCCAAUCUCCCGUAUGUUCACUGUCUUGAUGAGAGCGGCUCUGAGAAGUACGACAUUGCCAUUCUAGGUGCUCCGUUCGACACUGGCGUGACCGCCAGGCCAGGUGCUAGAUUUGGACCCAAUGGAAUUAGGACAGGAUCUCGUCGUAUUCACCCGGAUGCUGCUUGGAGUAUAUACAACGGAAAGAAUGUAUUUAAGGAUUGGGCUACGAUAGUCGACUGUGGAGAUGCACCUUUGACGGUAUUGGACAACACGGUGGCUUUGAAGCAGCUCGAUAUGGCACACAAGAUCGUUUCAAGCCGAGCUACCAAUUCGAGUGACUACACCGUGCCGCGACUUGUCACAUUGGGUGGUGACCACACCACGACACUGUCUGCCUUGAGAUCUACCUUUAAAUCUUGGGGUGCCGUGAGUGUGAUCCACUUCGACAGCCAUAUUGAUACCUGGGAUCCUGAGGUUCUCGGAGGAGGUGUGUCGCAUUAUGCUGGAGUCAACCACGGCACCUUCCUUCACAUUGCCCACGAAGAAGGGCUGAUCAGAAACACGUCGAUUCACGCAGGAAUAAGAGCACCUGUUAUGAACAAGAAGCACGAUGUCAAGAACGAUCGCAAGUGUGGGUUUGACAUAAUCACAGCGAGGGACAUGGACAGGAUCACGCCUCAGGGAGUGAUCGAAAAGCUCAAGCGUCGCGUUGCUGGAACGAAGGUCUAUAUUAGCGUGGAUAUUGACGUGCUUGACCCAGCCUAUGCCCCUGCUACUGGUACAGCAGAAGUUGGAGGAUGGACUACUCGAGAACUUCUAACAAUUCUCGAUGGCUUGUCUGGGUUGGAUAUUAUUGGUGGAGAUGUUGUGGAAGUGGCACCAAUCUACGACAAUGCUGGCGAGCCAACAACAUUGGCAGCAUCAGAGGUGGUCAUGUCUCUUUUGCAAUUGAUGGUGGAUCAACCUGUCAAGGCAGGACAAGAGUAG
Aureobasidium melanogenum CBS 110374 is the source of this 1128-nucleotide messenger RNA. RefSeq names its product Arginase/deacetylase. The record is from RefSeq and is a predicted model, not a curated record. NCBI's taxonomy places the organism in Eukaryota, Fungi, Ascomycota, Dothideomycetes, Dothideales, Saccotheciaceae. The coding region runs from base 1 to 1128 and encodes 375 amino acids. The transcript is spliced from 3 exons. Gene Ontology annotation, molecular function: metal ion binding; agmatinase activity.